CUGGUGUAUACUCUCUAUAUAAAGCUAUGUGGUUUUGAGUUUCACCCACAAAUGCUUUGUCCUUGUGAGAUUCUAAAGCAGGGCAAUCCAUGAAGGCAACACUACGUUACUUAGCAGGCCUUGCUGGCCCUAGUGGUUUCGGCUCAAAUUCAACAGCUGAACAAGUCACUCAAGAUUUCUCUUCCUUCCUUCCUUCAAAUCUAACCGCUCUCAUCACUGGUGCGACUUCUGGUAUUGGAGCUGAAACAGCUAGAGUGCUAGCAAAGAGAGGAGUGAGGGUUGUGAUUGGAGCCAGGGACUUGAGAAAGGCCAAGGAAGUGAGAGAGAAGAUCCAAAAGGAGAGUCCUCAUGCUGAGGUUAUUCUGUUGGAGAUUGAUCUUAGCUCUUUUGCUUCUGUACAGAGAUUUUGUUCAGAAUUUUUAGCUUUGGAACUUCCCCUUAAUAUUCUCAUAAACAAUGCAGGAAUGUACUCUCAAAACUUGGAGUUCUCCGAAGAGAAAAUUGAAAUGACAUUUGCUACAAAUUACUUAGGACAUUUUUUGUUAACAAAAAUGCUACUAGAGAAAAUGAUUGAUACAGCAAAGAGGACAGGCAUUCAAGGAAGAAUAAUAAACAUUUCUUCUGUGAUUCAUAGCUGGGUGAAAAGAUCUUGUUUUUGUUUCAACGACAUGCUCUGCGGAAAAAACUAUAAUGGCACACGCGCAUAUGCUCAAUCAAAAUUGGCCACAAUUCUGCAUGUGAAGGAAGUUGCCAGACAGCUCAAGGAAAGGAAUGCAAAUGUAACUAUUAACGCAGUGCAUCCAGGCAUUGUGAAGACAGGAAUUAUUAGAGCACAUAAGGGAUUAAUAACGGAUUCCUUGUUUUUCAUUGCAUCCAAGUUGCUGAAAUCGAUAUCACAGGGUGCAUCAACGACGUGUUAUGUUGCUCUAAGCAGGCAAACAGAGGGGGUGAGUGGAAAAUAUUUUACGGAUUGUAAUGAGAGUAACUGCUCAAGUCUAGCAAACGACGAAUCAGAAGCUAGAAAGCUAUGGAACGACACCCAUGCAUUGCUUCACAAACGGCUACGUCAAGCAACAAAUUGAAACCCUCUACUAGUCUUCUACACCAUGUAUAUAUGUAAUUAUCUAUUUACGUUACGUAGAAGCCGUUAGAAAAUUCUAAAAGGUAACCCAAAACCACAUCAUCAUCAAGGGGUUUUAUAGAGGAAUACCCUUCACCAUAUGACUUUACCAUGAUUUAUUGUACAAACUACUACAUAGAGGACAACCCGUGAUGGAAAAGACAACUGUCCAAAUAAAAUGCCACAAUUUUUCA
This is a messenger RNA of Cajanus cajan (pigeon pea), 1314 nucleotides long. Its product is annotated as short-chain dehydrogenase TIC 32 B, chloroplastic. NCBI's taxonomy places the organism in Eukaryota, Viridiplantae, Streptophyta, Magnoliopsida, Fabales, Fabaceae. The record is from RefSeq and is a predicted model, not a curated record.